AAGUGCAUUGAAAAACCUGCAAUAAGAUUAUUAACUUGAGUAAAAGAAUAAGCUCUACGCUCCAGAUGCUAGGCAUGGAGUUUUAGAUUGAUAAAAACGACCGCGAGGAAAUUAAUACUUACAGUGAUGGCCUAACUGCGAUAAGAAAUAUUCCCCGUACUGGCUACAAAAUAUAUGUCUUAAUUAAAUUUUGACCUGAAAAUACAAUUAAGCACUAACAUCUAUGGAAUGGUUAUGGUAUUAGGUUUUAUGAUAUGUUUUUGCAAGCUGUAAAAAUCAGCUUUGGCUAACGACCCCGGGUUAUGAUGCUUUUUCUCGCAAUAAGCUUGUCUUGGUUGUCGCCACACAGGGCGCUCUUUACCACAGGAGAUCAUAAAAAGACAUAGCAACAAUAAGUAUCAAAAUGGCUUCAAAGGGUAGCCCAUCGCAAAGUAGAACUGGUUCUAGGGGUAAGGGUGGGUCAUCUGCAUCGUCUGCAAUGUCUUCAGGCCGAGGAAAGCGGAAGGGAAAGUUCAAGGAGACAAGUUUUGAUUCUGAUGAUGAAAAAGACCAGUCUUUGGCCUACAAAGUUUUGUCUUCAGUACAAACCCAGCAGCUCAUGGAAUUAGAUGUUGAUCAGUUACAAAGCAAAAUGGUUGAAGUGAUGCAGUUGCCAAAUCAUACAGCUGACCUUAAAGAGGCAGCAAUUUUAGACUACUAUGUAGCAGGCUUCUGGUGGGGCAAGGAAAGAGGGUUUACUGUACAGCAACUAUCAGGGUUUUUCACAGCUUUACACAGAAUACUUGAAAAUGUUAAAGACAAGCAUCUGUCAAUGGUAGACAAUUUGAAAGAGUUCAAGAAAAUGCUUGUGGGAGUUGGCCAGGAAAACCCAGAAUCCCCAGGAGGACUUGAGUUCUUUGAUUUAAAUCAAGCAAAGAUGGUUGCAGAUUAUCUACAUACUAGCAUUUUUCAGCACUAUAAGCUAUAUGAAUUCAUAUUUUCCCACACACAAGCAGAGGAAAUUAUUGGUGCUGAUUUGGAUGUCAAUGUUGCCAAACCUGCAGAUAUGCCAUGGCCACCUCCCCUAGAGGAAGGAGUGCCAGAGGAUAUUUUUAAUGAACACAUUCGCACCCCUCCACCAACACCACCCCCUGAACCUGAAGCUGAAGAUGGAAAUGAGACGCCAGAUGAUACCAGGUCUAAAGAAGAAAUUGCUGCUCAGAAGGAGAGAGAAGCUUUUCUCAUGGCGGAAUUGGGUUCAGAUCAGGUUAAGGCCAUCCUCAGCAGUGUGGCUAAAGAAAUGAUAGGAGGGCUUUCAACUGAGAUGGCAUCCAAAUUACGAGAAAGAGAAAACUCUAUCAUCAACAGGAUAAACAAAAUCCAUAAAGUGGCAGACAGCUGAAUGUCAUACUACUUGUAUUUGGAGGGAAAACUAAGAAAGUUAAAAAGACAGUGUUUUAAAACAGCACAAGGAAUUCAUUGCCUUUAUUCUUUACGGUGUGUGGAAAACCAAGUGCAAUGAUACAGUAAUUUUAACUAGACUUAAAAGAACAAAUGUGUUAAUACACAUCAACAGAGCUUUCUACACUGAUGAAUGUGCGUUCUGUUACAUACACCAUUGAUUUUAUUUGGAAUCUAUAAACCAAACAACUUUAAAGGUUAAAUUUUCCCCCUUUCUUUCUUUUAUUUUCAUUUUUUUAAACAUUACUCUAAGAUGUGCUUUAUAUUCAAAAAGCCUAAGCCUUUGUACAUAUAUGUAAAUACAUUUAAUAAAGUCACAGCAGAGGUUCUUUUU
Messenger RNA from Lingula anatina, 1774 nucleotides. Its product is annotated as ciliary-associated calcium-binding coiled-coil protein 1. The record is from RefSeq and is a predicted model, not a curated record. NCBI's taxonomy places the organism in Eukaryota, Metazoa, Brachiopoda, Lingulata, Lingulida, Lingulidae.